AUCACAACAGAAAAGUAAGCGCUUAGAAACAUGGCUGGGAAACCGAAGCUUUACUACAUCAAUGGAAGAGGCCGGAUGGAAACCGUAAGGUGGCUGUUGGCUGCAGCUGGGGUCGAGUUUGAAGAACAAUAUAUUGAGUCAAACGAACAUCUGGAAAAGUUAAGGAAGGAUGGAGACCUGCUCUUUCUGCAAGUGCCCAUGGUGGAAAUUGAUGGGAUGAAGAUGGUGCAGACGCGAGCUAUUCUCAACUACAUUGCAACCAAAUACAAUCUCUACGGGAAGGAUGUGAAGCAGAGAGCAUUGAUUGAUAUGUAUUGCGAAGGUACUAUGGAUCUUUAUGAACUGAUGCUGAUGCUUCCCAUCAAGCCAGCUGACACGAGGGAGAAGGAGUUUGCAAACAUUGUCGAAAAAGCCACCACCAGAUACUUCCCAGUCUUCGAAAAGGUCCUCAAAGAUCACAGGCAAAAUUUCCUGGUUGGAAAUCAGCUCAGCAAAGCAGAUAUCCAACUGCUUGAAGCCAUUUUAAUGGCAGAAGAGCUGAAGGCUGAUAUUCUCUCCAAAUUCCCUCUUUUAAAGGCAUUUAAAGUAAGAAUCAGCAGCAUCCCUACAGUUAAGAAAUUUCUGCAGCCUGGGAGUCCAAGAAAACCACCAAUGGAAGAUAAGGAUGUGCCAGGGAUCAUGAAGAUUUUCUACGGAGUUGCCGCAGGCAAAGUGAUAAACUGAAAUGAAGCAAAAUAAUUUCACCUCAUGGAAGGUGGCUACAACUACACCGGGCACAGAUUGGGGUGUAAAUUCUCGAAGCUACAGUGAGAACAACAAGAGUAAAAGAUGGUAAUAUUGUGUGGCGCUACACUGAAAUGUAAUAAAACAUUCUACAGCUUUUA
Lacerta agilis (Sand lizard) is the source of this 884-nucleotide messenger RNA. RefSeq names its product glutathione S-transferase-like. Gene Ontology annotation, biological process: xenobiotic metabolic process; glutathione metabolic process. Gene Ontology annotation, molecular function: glutathione transferase activity. Lineage: Eukaryota; Metazoa; Chordata; Lepidosauria; Squamata; Lacertidae. Bases 31 to 723 code for a protein of 230 amino acids. The record is from RefSeq and is a predicted model, not a curated record. The transcript is spliced from 6 exons.